Molecule: messenger RNA, 198 nt
Organism: Pleurotus ostreatus (oyster mushroom)
Lineage: Eukaryota; Fungi; Basidiomycota; Agaricomycetes; Agaricales; Pleurotaceae
Exons: 3
Coding region: 1-198 (65 amino acids)
Source: RefSeq, a predicted model, not a curated record
AUGGCAACGAAGAAAGUACUGAAGACACCUGGAAGCCCACUAGGUGGUGGCAAGAAGCCCGCCCCAGGCCCAAAGGCUUCACAAACUGGUGUCCCAAAGCAGGAAGCCAAAGCAACCGGUGUUUCCCAUAGUGCCACGGAAGUACCUGGUAACGCAAAGGCUGGUGGAAAAGCCCCCAAACCGAAAGCAGGGAAAUAG